Molecule: messenger RNA, 1800 nt
Organism: Rubroshorea leprosula
Lineage: Eukaryota; Viridiplantae; Streptophyta; Magnoliopsida; Malvales; Dipterocarpaceae
Source: the annotation of a GenBank genome assembly
AAAGCGGGGGCAAACCAGUCAACAAAAGGAAAUCUUCAGGAUAAAAUCGGAAAAACGGAAGAAAUCACACAGUGGCAACUGGCAACCUAGCGUGUAGUUAAGUAAGGUAUUGUGUGUUGAUAGAAACGCCCAACGGAUUUUGAAAUGGAAGCAGUGGAAAACGACAAGGAGAAAACUGUCUCUGACGUCGGCGGAAGCGGCGACGAUACGGCAGUUACAACCGGAGGCCGAGCGCGCAGGGAGCGAGUGAGGGGACCAUGGUCGCCGGAGGAAGAUGCGGUACUGAGCGAACUGGUGAGCAAGUUCGGGGCGAGGAAUUGGGGCUUGAUUGCUCGAGGAAUCCCCGGCCGCUCUGGCAAGUCAUGUCGUCUCCGCUGGUGUAACCAGCUCGACCCAGCCGUCAAGCGCAAGCCGUUUUCUGAUGAGGAAGAUCGAAUCAUUAUUGAAGCACAUGCCAUCCAUGGGAACAAAUGGGCUGUGAUUGCAAGGCUUCUACCCGGAAGAACGGAUAAUGCUAUUAAGAAUCACUGGAACUCCACCCUGAGGCGGCGGUUUGCAGAACAUGAAAGGAUGAAGUCAGAAGCUGGAAAUAUGGUUGAAGAUGUUAGCUUGGACAGAACCAAGGCAUCAUCUGAAGAAACUCUGUCUUGUGGUGAUGCUACUUCAGUAAAAUCAUUGGAAGGGAAAGGCCUGAGCUCUCUAGAAAAGAUGGAUUAUCAAUGCAAAGGGAAAUUGCCAAUACAGAUUCCACAUGGUCAUGGAGUCAAAGAACCUACUACCCUGUUCCGUCCUGUGGCUCGUGUCAAUGCUUUCAAUGUUUAUAGUACUGCAAAUGGCUCUGAAUCUGCUUCACUGCUUCCUAGAUCAGUCCCAGCACAUGGACCCUUAAUUCAAACAUUAAGGCAAGAUGUUGGUAUCAGUAAAUUGCUUGAAGGAUAUUAUAGCGAGCGUUUAGUGCCUCAUCAUUGUGGCCAUUGCUGUUGUGAGGCAGAAAGUGGAAGAAAUUCUCAUAAUUCUCUUUUGGGGCCAGAAUUUGUGGACUUCUUGGAGCCCCCGUCAUUCCCAAGUUAUGAAUUAGCUGCUAUAGCAACAGAUAUAAGUAAUCUGGCUUGGCUGAAGAGUGGGUUGGAAAAUAAUAGCAUCAGAAAAAUGGAUGAUGCAACUGGUAGUGUAGUUUCUCAUGAGUCUCAAGUAAAUUAGGGGGAGGUUGAAAAGAGAAUUAGUGAUAAUUUUCAUUUUAAAGGGAGAAAAAAUAGCUUAACAUGCAUGACAAACACUUGCAAUCUAGGAGGCAAUGGUACUUCCAGGAUAAGAUGCAGCUUUUAUGACAUUAUGUAUUAUAGUAUACUGUAUCCCUGAAGAAAAAUGGAAAGGAACAUAAAGUUUAAUACUAGAUUUUUAACUUAAUUAGAACCUGUUUGAAUGAGACAACAUUUAGGAUGUAAGAAAAUAUGAGAUGGAACAUAGCUCCUGAAGUAUGUUUGAAGAGGCAGCAUUUAGUGCUUGGAUGAAACUCAACAUCUGAGAGUAUAGCAGAAAGCUUAGUGCAGAGUUUGGCGCCCCCUUUUCAGAAGCAAAACCGACAAUACAUUGGUUUUGGAGAUGGUUGGAAGUUUGGAUCCUUUUCUUGUUUUUUUUGCACUUCCUGUUGUUUUCAAGAUGUUGAAAUUAGACAAUUGUAGCUUAGGUUGUUCAUUAAUUUGAAAAGUUAGAAUUCAAAACAAGAAAUCUGUGGACAGUAGAAAUAGUAACAACGUUGUAGAGUAAUUAUAAUUGUCUAACUAAAGAUAGAAUUUCAUG